Messenger RNA from Patiria miniata (bat star), 1434 nucleotides. RefSeq lists its product as uncharacterized. Gene Ontology annotation, molecular function: nucleic acid binding; zinc ion binding. The record is from RefSeq and is a predicted model, not a curated record. NCBI's taxonomy places the organism in Eukaryota, Metazoa, Echinodermata, Asteroidea, Valvatida, Asterinidae. The coding region runs from base 3 to 1409 and encodes 468 amino acids. The transcript has a single exon.
ACAUGUCGCAACACAUUGACACUGCUCAAGCACGAUGCAGACCUCAGGGUUAUGUAUCACACAAACCUGGUAGGCCGGUGUCGCAAGACAUGCCCCCAUGGUCUUUUUACUCGGACAGAUACACACCACCGCCCACGUACAUGUAUGCAUACCCACCAAUUCCACCCCAAAACCCAGAUGUAGGUGCUUACCCGUACCUACCACCGCAGUCGGUGGCAUACCGCCCUGACCCACCACAGCAAUGGUAUGGUCAACCUCCAUAUCCGUCACCAGAUAUGGUACCACCACUUCCGUAUAGGCACCGUCCAGUGGCCAUCCCGCAGUCGGCUACUCGCGCACCCCAGACUCGAGGUGUGACGCCAGAGGACCGGAAACCACGAGUGCUCCCCAAGACGCUGGAGUUUGAUGGCAAACUCGAUUGGUCUCUUUACAAGCGGAAGUUUGAGACCUAUGCAAUGUCUGUUGGUUGGACAGAAAGUCAGAAAAAAGAUAUGUUGAUUUGGGGAUUGACAGGGAAAGCUGCAGACUUCUACGUCCUUCUUAGUAAGAUGAACGAAGACUUGUCCUACAGCCACCUCAUCUCAGAAUUUAACAAGAGGUUUAAGAGGGAAGAACUUCCCGAGACCCUACAGGCCCGCUUCCAAUUGGAAUGCCAAGAAGAAGGCGAGACCCUAAGAGACUGGGCCGAUAAAAUCCUCUCCUUGGCAGCCAAGGCCUACAAGGAUUUGCCCGAGGCGUGGAUCAGGAAGAAUGCGAUCAUCAGGUUUUGCAUGGGAAGCCUGGACAAGGAAGCUGGUCAGCAUGCCUGCAUACAGCAACCUAAAACAUUUGACGAGGCAAUGGACAAGAUGGAGUGGUUCCGCUGCAUCAGCAAAUCAGCAGGUGCCAGACAUGCUCCACAAAAACUAACCAAGUCAGCACCCCCAGUUAGGGCAUAUAAAUGCGCAUCGUAUGAGUUCGGCGAAAACGACCCUGGUUCCGAGGAAGAGGAAGAAGAAGAUCUAAGGAUAAGGAAAAUGGAAGUGAGAAGGAAGCAGUCGACUCCCCAGCCUAUCCUUAAAAGAGAAAGUGGCAACAAAACACCAGAGCCUACACAGGAUGUAGGGAUAGCAGGGUUGGCUAAGCAGAUGUCACAGAUGACAGUGGCUACAUCAGCUUUGACCAAGCAGGUAGCUGCUUCUAUCUCUGAUCUUACUACAGAGAUCAAGGGAAUGUUCCGGGAGCUGGGACGACAGAGGAGCACAUCUCCGAGUCGGCGAGCCUGCUAUUUGUGUGGCGACGAGAAGCAUUUUGCAAGAGAGUGCCCAACAAAGGACCUGAAGGGAAAAGAAACCAAGGUUCUUCGUUUCGAAGAUGAGCAGCCAAAAUCUCAAGGGACGAAGACGGAGGCCGGGUUUUCGCCCCAGUAGAUUACGGCCAGGAGGACUCACCGCA